Molecule: messenger RNA, 2253 nt
Organism: Triticum dicoccoides
Lineage: Eukaryota; Viridiplantae; Streptophyta; Magnoliopsida; Poales; Poaceae
Product: mitogen-activated protein kinase 17-like
Exons: 11
Coding region: 57-1871 (604 amino acids)
Biological process (GO): protein phosphorylation
Molecular function (GO): ATP binding; MAP kinase activity
Source: RefSeq, a predicted model, not a curated record
CUCCGCCGCGCCCGCCGCCCAAUGCGCCGGCCCACCCGCGGAAUAGGCAGCGGUGUAUGGGCGGCCGCGCCCGCUCCCUCAUCCGCUGGCUGCGCCACCACCGCUCCCGCCGCGUCUCCUCCGCCUCAUCCUCGUCCUCCUCCCACCUGACCGCGCGCACCAAUACAUCCUCCGCGACCACCGCCACCAGCGACCCCCGCGCCCGCUCGCUCCCGCAGCCGCAGGACGACGAGGCCGACUGGGAGCAGGAGGAGCAGGAGCAGGAGGUCGCCGACGGCCCCGAGCCCGGCCCCGAGGGAUACAUUGUGCUCGAGCGGGAGGGGGAGGCCGGGACCCUGCGCGUCGCCCUACCCCGCGCGCCCGCGCGCACCAGCCCGCCGCCACGCAUGGAUCCCGGCAAGAAGACCUCGGAAUCCGAGUUCUUCACGGAGUACGGUGAACUAAACCGGUAUCAGGUCAGCGAGGUCAUUGGCAAAGGGAGUUACGGAGUUGUGGCUGCUGCUAUCGACACCCAGACCGGCGAGCGUGUGGCCAUCAAGAAGAUCAAUGACGUCUUUGAUCAUGUCUCCGAUGCCACCCGCAUCCUUAGGGAGAUCAAGUUGCUCCGGCUGCUGCGCCACCCGGACAUAGUUCAGAUCAAGCACAUUAUGCUCCCCCCUUCAAGGAGGGAAUUCAGGGACAUAUAUGUGGUCUUUGAGCUGAUGGAGUCCGAUCUCCAUCAGGUAAUAAAAGCGAACGAUGAUCUCACACCAGAGCAUCACCAGUUCUUCUUGUAUCAGCUGCUCCGGGGAAUGAAGUACAUCCAUGCAGCGAGUGUUUUCCAUCGGGAUCUUAAGCCCAAGAAUAUUCUAGCGAAUGCUGACUGCAAGCUCAAGAUUUGUGAUUUUGGGCUUGCCCGUGUAUCAUUUAAUGACGGGGCUCCAUCAGCCAUAUUCUGGACGGACUAUGUUGCAACUAGAUGGUAUCGUGCUCCAGAAUUGUGUGGCUCUUUUUUCUCAAAGUACACUCCUGCAAUUGAUAUUUGGAGCGUAGGGUGUAUCUUUGCAGAAAUGCUCACAGGGAAGCCACUCUUUCCAGGGAAGAAUGUUGUCCAUCAAUUGGAUCUCAUGACUGAUGUACUUGGCACUCCUUCAGCAGAAUCUCUCGCUAAGAUACGGAAUGAGAAAGCUCGGCGAUACUUGAGCAAUAUGAGGAAGAAGCCUAAAGUUCCCCUUACCAAAAAAUUUCCAGGCAUCGAUCCUAUGGCUCUCCAUUUGCUUGAGCGUCUUCUUGCUUUUGAUCCUAAGGAUAGGCCAACUGCUGACGAGGCCCUGACAGACCCAUACUUUACCGGAUUAGCAAAUUCAGAACGUGAACCCAUAGCACAGCCCAUCUCAAAACUUGAGUUUGAGUUCGAGAAGAGAAAGUUGGGCAAAGAUGAUGUCCGAGAAUUAAUUUACAGAGAGAUUUUAGAGUACCAUCCUCAGAUGUUGCAAGAAUACCUACGUGGAGGAGACCAGAUGAGCUUCAUGUACCCUAGUGGGGUUGAUCGCUUUAAGCAGCAAUUCGCUCAUUUGGAAAAAGGUGGUGCAAAGGGUGAAAAAGCCAGUCCACAGUUGCGACAAAAUGCCUCCUUACCAAGGGAAAGAGCAAUUGGUAAUAAGCACGGAGAUAGUGAGUACCAAGUAAAGCUGAAUGCAGGUGAGAAGCCAGUACAUGCAUCAGUGACAGAUGGAAUAAGCAAACCCCUCAUGAGCGCUCGGAGCUUACUGAAGAGUGAAACCAUGAGUGCUUCCAAGUGUAUAGGUGAAGUAAAAAAUAAAGAUGAUGAAUACGAGAGCGUGGAUGCAGCUGACGGCGUCUCUCAGAAGGUCGCUCAACUGAAAACCUGAUUUUCGAAGGUUACAGAAGCGAUCGGUAGUAUAUACUAUGUACAACAGCAUGUCUAUAGGCGCUCAAGAUCAGAAUGAUCUUUAACCGAAGCCAAGAAUUCUAUACAACAAAUAAGACCACAAAAUCAUCUGUUAUGGUAACCUUGUUGUGCUGUAAUGUAAAAUUUUCUACUCGUUUUCUAUACUUUGUCAAAGAAGAACCAUGUCUAACCGACAAGCUAGUUCCUCGUCCUUUCCUCGGAGGAGCUGCCAUGAUCCUGUACAAUUUUGUCAAUAUGAAGUACCGCGCCCCUAUAUUUCUGUUCACAUGAUGUUUUCUGUAAACCUUCUGCAAUCAGAGAUAUGCUCUUCGCCUCUGUAAAUUUAUGCAAAUGUUUGUCUA